AUGUCAAGAAGAGCUCGAGGCGGCGGCGCCGUAAGAGGGCCCUCUUCAGCGCUCACAUCUUUCCUUGCUGGUCUCGGAGUCGAGCCAGCCCACAGAGUCAACACAUGGGGCGACCGAUCGACCAUCGAAGGCAAUGCCAUCCCAGAGGAAGAAGAUAUAGAUCCUGCAAAUGCUGUUACGGGGGAAAUGGUGGAAGCUGGACCCAGCAGGGUGGGCGAGGGGACGCCAGUACUGGAUGAAGCGGGAGAUUUGCCUGUAGGGUUCAAACGAGGACGAGGGACUGAUAGUGAGGGAGUACCAACUCCCAAGCGAUCGAGAGCAGCUUCGAUCGACUCUGACGACCUGGACGCCGAUGAUGACUAUGCCGCUCGACCAAGCACAUCUCGGGCAGAGAAGGCUUCAAGCAAAGGGGUGCCUCGAGGGCCUUUAAAGGCUAUCGGGCAGUUCAUGGACUGUGGACAGUGCGAGAAAAAGUUUACUGUUACAGCAUAUACGAAAGAACACCCCUCACAGCCCCAAACUUGGCUAUGUGUCCAGUGCUCCUAUGCCCUCGCCAUCGAUCCCUUUGCGAAACCCAAAAAGGCUGCUGCCAAGAAAGCCCCCAAGAAGGACAGAGCCAAGAUCAUUCACUAUGAGCAGAAGAAGGGCGUAAAGCCCCUAGGGGAUAUGUGCAUCGGCUUGAUCGGUAAAUAUAUCGAAGAUGUGGAGCAAUUGGGGGAUAUUGGCGGGAUCAACAUGGAUAAAGUCUGCAGGAUCAUUUGUAAAGGGAGGAGGCUAACACCUGAAACCGCCCCGCUGUUCUAUACUGUGGAUAGGACAUCGCUGGAUAUGUUUGACUGUACUCGACUCGAUCCACCCGCCUACCUAGCCCUAGCUAACCUCAACCCCAACCUCACCUCUCUACGCCUUGAUCUGGUCGGCCAACUUUCCACCGACGCCGUCUCCCACUGGGCCAAGACCUUGACCAAGCUCACCCGUCUCGAGCUGCUUGGCCCUUUCCUCGUGAGGAAGCCAGCUUGGCUUGAGCUUUUCAGAGCUCUGGGUGAACAGCUUGAAGGGUUUUUGAUCACGCAAUCGCCGAGAAUCGAUGCCGAGACCGUCAAGGAGUUGGUGGAGCGAUGUCCAAAUCUGACAGAGAUCAGAUUGAAAGAAGUCAUACUGGAUAAUGAUAUACUCGCCGAGCUGGCAAAGCUCAAAAAGCUGCGGUCGCUCGAUCUCUCUUCGCCAGCGGGCUCGCUCACCGACGAACCCGUCAUCGAGCUCAUCCAAGCAGUCGGCGGCGGCCUGGAGACGCUAGAUCUCACAGACAACGCAGAGCUCACAAAUGACAUUCUUCCCAUCAUUGCCGAGCAUUGCCCUCAGCUGAAGAAUCUACACCUGCGGAACGUUACCGAGCUGUCCAACGAGGCCAUCGCGGCGUUCUUCAAAUCGCUCAAGCAAAAGCAGCGCCCGGGACUAGAAGUCAUCGACUUGGAGAAAGGGCAUGAAUGCGAGGAUCUCGCCUUGAGAGAGCUCAUUGCGCACUCGGGGGAGAGCGUGCAGUGGCUCAGUAUCUUGGGAUGGAGGCAGCUGUCGAUCGAGUCGCUGCAGAGCUUGACACAGUGCAAGCAUGCCAAGUAUAUCGACGUCGGAUGGUGUAGGCAGGUCAACAAUUUCUUGAUUAAGGAUUUGCUGGACGGGUGCCCUGCGCUCGAGCAGCUGCGAGUAUGGGGCUGCAACAAUCUCUCUUCCGGGGUGCCGAGAAGGCAGGGGGUGAAAGUGAUUGGCAUUGAGACGCACUCUAUCUGA
Messenger RNA from Cryptococcus wingfieldii CBS 7118, 1788 nucleotides. RefSeq names its product DNA repair protein RAD7. The transcript has 7 exons. Gene Ontology annotation, biological process: SCF-dependent proteasomal ubiquitin-dependent protein catabolic process. The record is from RefSeq and is a predicted model, not a curated record. NCBI's taxonomy places the organism in Eukaryota, Fungi, Basidiomycota, Tremellomycetes, Tremellales, Cryptococcaceae. The coding region runs from base 1 to 1788 and encodes 595 amino acids. Gene Ontology annotation, cellular component: SCF ubiquitin ligase complex.